Messenger RNA from Aspergillus glaucus CBS 516.65, 845 nucleotides. RefSeq lists its product as uncharacterized. The record is from RefSeq and is a predicted model, not a curated record. Lineage: Eukaryota; Fungi; Ascomycota; Eurotiomycetes; Eurotiales; Aspergillaceae. The coding region runs from base 158 to 583 and encodes 141 amino acids. The transcript has 3 exons.
GUACUAUAAAGAAUUUAGCACGAAGAGGGACCUAGCGCCAUACAUCUCCAUUAUAGGCCUGAGCGGCAUAGGCAAAUCCUAUGCAGUCCAGCUUCAAACAGCGACUCGGUGCUGGCGAACAAUCCGUAGCCGCUCACCAUCUAGUUAAUGCACCAGCAUGGCACUUCUACUUCCUCCGACAAUACCUCCUCGGCCUCGGCCUUUCUACCAUGGAUCAAUGACUGCCUUUUUUGAAUGUUACUUUGCCGGUAGCAUUGUACUCGUUUACCUGGCUAGAUCGCGAGUUCCGCAGCGCAUAUGUGACACGCAGCAUGUAUACUCACAGGAAAGUGUCCAGAGACCAAGGGAAAAACCCGCCAUCUCAGCAUCAAAGAAAUUCGAUUACCAAGGACAUUUUCAUAGACCCACUGACCGAUUUGAAGGCCAGGUCUUCGACGUUUGCUUUUGCUUCGACGAGGCAAGAGAGUCAUGCAACUGGACGGGAGAUCCGCGUAUGAGAUUCUUCGCGAUGAGACGAACCAUGCGCCACAGGUCGAAAGCUGAGAAAGGUAUUCGAAAGCAGACACUUCUUCGCUUUUAUUGACACCUCUUGCGAAAGUGCCUGGCUUCUCUCACCCAGUAGAAAGUGACCCCAGUCUACAAUCUUUCAGCUUUCCUGUUGCAAUUGACCUGGAGAUGAGAACCGAUCAGAGCGCACCAGAAAUUCAUUCCCGUCCAUCUAUCAAAUCAGCAUAAUGGAUCUCUUUGAAAAUGAGCCCCAUCGUGGGACGGGGACGCAGAAGUUGCCCGGGAUUAUCACUAUCUCAGGUGCCCCCUUUGGAAAUCUUUUCUUCGUUCGAAUAGUG